Malus domestica (apple) is the source of this 1879-nucleotide messenger RNA. Its product is annotated as BTB/POZ domain-containing protein At3g05675-like. The record is from RefSeq and is a predicted model, not a curated record. NCBI's taxonomy places the organism in Eukaryota, Viridiplantae, Streptophyta, Magnoliopsida, Rosales, Rosaceae.
AAAAAAAAAAAAAAAAAAAAACCAAGUUGAUUACAGGCUCUCUGUCUCUCUCCCCUUUGCCCUGCGCCGUUCCGUUGUGUUCAGCGAUUCAGCACACCCUUCCCGGCGCCAGUUUCCUGUCCUCUUAACUCUCCUCCGCAACUCUAACAUCCAGAUCGCGACAUGUGUUCAAGGUAUAUUCGUUAGUGCUUAAUGCUUCAAUGGAGUAUCUUGGUUCUGAAACAAGUACUCCUAGUCAGAUUGGGGACCGAUCAACCAGUGAUGUUGUUGUGAGGAUACGCACAGAGGAUGGGCGGGAUGAUCGGCUAUAUUGUCAUUCCCAGAUCCUCAUAGAAAAGAGCAAGUAUUUCGCUGAUCGCCUCUCUGAAAAUUGGCCGACAUGUCAGAUUCUUGACUCACGCAACUGCGUUGACGUAUACUGCCAAGAGUCAGAAUUUGACCACCAUGUCAGUGUUCUCCGCCUUUUUUACAUCAUAGUAGAUGGCUUAGUUGAUGACUUGUGGCAUGGUGUAAAAAACGCCAUUGGAAUUCUCCAGGUGGCUGUCAAGCUUGGAUGCCCACAAAUCAUAACUGCUUGUGUGAACUACUUGGAAGCAGUUCCCUGGGAAGAGUCCGAGGAGGAGGAGAUUUUAAAGAUCAUACCACGCUUGGGAUCACAAGUGGAGCCAAUUCUUGCCCGUCUUCUUCCAGUCAAUCACUCAUCAAUCAUGGCGAUAUUUUUGUCAACCAUCCGAUUUGCCACAUCGUCCCCUCUUCCAAUCAUGAAUGAUCUCAAGUCUUCUGCCCAGGAGCAGCUUGAGUACAUGCUAACUGAAGACGAUGAUGCCCCUCUCCUAACAGCCGAUGAUGAGAUUAAAUCCGAGGUGAAAGAAUGUGUGAAGAGACUAUAUGGAAGAUUUAAUAAUCUAUUAGAAGCUUUGUUAAGUGAAGUAGAAUUAUCUUCUGAUGGAGGGAAGAUGCAAUCAUUUCAAAGGCUUUUAUCAGAUCUGUCGUGGGCGUGCCAGAUUUUAACUAAGUUGGAAAUUAUGAGGGAACUUGUCUGCAAUUGGAUGGAUGCAUCGGAUAAAAUAGUUAAGGCUGUAAAGCAAGCAAGGCCGACAACUGAACUGAUUGAGACAAAGCUUAGGGUUGUUGAGGUUGCAGCAAAGAUUCUAGAGGCAAUAGGUUACGGCACUGUCAUUUUGCCAACUGCAAAACGGCUUCAUAUGGUAAAGGUAUGGCUUCCUUUUGUGAGGGUUGCGAAACCAGUGAUUGAUUCCGCCACAACUACCGGUGAUGAUGCUCCUACGCUGAAGAUGGAUAGUGAGCUGUGGCAAUCGUUGGAAUCGACAUUUGUUUCCAUAAUUCUUGCACUUCCAUCUGUUGAACAGGCAGAGAUAUUGACCGAAUGGUUGGAGAACGAACAUAUUCAAUAUCCUGACCUGACUGAGGCAUUUGAGGUAUGGUGUUACAGAUCCAAGGUUUCCAAAAGAAGACUAUCGUUUAUAUCGGUGAACCAUGACAAAAUCGAUACACAUUAAGUCGUUAACCUCUUCUCUUGACCCUUUUCAACCGUUUUAGUAGCUACUGGUUUCUCGGACACCCUUUCUUAACCAAUGUGUUUUGCAAAAACUUGGGGAGAAGGGGUUAAUGAUCGCGGAAGUAGAUGGAAUAUUUGAACUAGUAGCUCUGUUGUGAACUUGUUCUGUAUAGACUGAAUCUCGCUAGGUUGUCAUGUCAUUUAAUUUCGGGUCUCGUAACUCCGGCUCAUAUGUAAAAAAUUGUAAUUGUUGGGGUUCUUCAUGAAACAAGGCUACCCAACUCAAAUCUCCUAGUUAAUUUUGUAAGUAUGAAUACCGUAUUUGAAGAGUAUCAGUGAGAGUUGCUUCCAUUUUGCGUA